UCUCAUGACGUAGGCAUUAAGACAUUUAUGACAAAUAACCAAGGCCAAAUAGUAAAAAAUCACUUUUUACGAUUUCACGAAGAAAAAUUAUCUUACAAAUGUAUUAAAAUAAUUUUAAGACUUUUGUCUGAUUUCGGGUAAUCUAAUAUUGUAGCACGUCCAAGAUUGUACAAACGUAAAAUUCAUUCAGAAGGCUCAUUUACGACGAAUUAAACGACGAGCUAUUGAAUCUUGGAGACCGAGCGAUAAAAAUUAUCUAACAAAAAUGGUGAAAGUUUAUGCACUACUUGUAUUGUACAAAGGGAUUAAUAAUGCAUCCAUUCUGAAAGGUGCUUAUGAUCUUCGGAGUUUUAGUUAUUUUCAAAGAAGUUCAGUGCAAGAAUUUAUGACUUUUGUUAGUAAAACUAUGGUAGAGAGGACACAUCCAGCAUCAAGGCAAUCAGUUAAGGAAGGAGAGUAUAUGUUGCAAGUGUAUGUGCGUGCAGAUAAUUUAGCUGGAGUAUUGAUAUCCGAUCACGAGUAUCCUAACAGAGUAGCACACACUUUGAUCACUAAAACUCUUGAUGAGUUUACAGCUGCAGUUCCAUCAAGCACUUGGGCUACGGGUAAAGAAUCAACAAUUGAUUUUCCAUCAUUGGCUUUACAUUUAGAAAAAUACCAAAAUCCCAAAGAAGCUGAUGCAUUGACGAAAAUUCAAAAUGAUCUGGAUGAAACGAAAAUUAUUUUACAUGAUACAAUAAAAGCUGUACUUGAGAGAGGUGAGAAGUUAGAUGAUUUGGUUGCUAAGUCAGACAGCCUGUCGAUGCACAGUAAAGCAUUUUAUAAGACUGCGGCAAAAACUAACAGUUGUUGUAAUUUUUGAACAGUAUAUUAUUAUGAUUAACUGUUAACAAAAAUGGCCAUAACUAUUGUAGUAUUGUUGAUAGUUGCUGAAUGCUAUGUACUAUUUAAAAAAAUUAUAUGAGGUUUGAUAUAGCUUUUAGGGAUUAUAAAAUAUAAUUGUAUCUCUGAUUAAUCUGUAACCUGUCACUAAGAGAGUGGCAACUAGCCACAAAUACUAAAACCAAUUUUAGCAAAGGCUUGAAGAAUUAUCCUGACCCAUCGAAUUAAAAGUUCAAACAAAUAUUGAAUCAUCAUCUUUUCCUUAAGAAAUUUCCUUUUAUGUUUGUCUGGAAGUUUGUUUCCUAAAAUUUAAAAAUUUUAGAGGGAUAAUUUAUUUUAUUACCUCUUGAGAUUACGUUUGUGUUGUAAAUUAUGAUUGUAACUCUAAAUCAUACAAUUAUGGCUAAGAGCCAAGAAAAAAAAAAAUUAGUUGAAGACUUUUGGGUUUGUUAGAAUUGGAGAGCAACAUAAUUAUUAACAUUACAACAUUAUUAUUUAUAUUAUUGAGUAAUUUAAGAGCAGUGAGUUUAAUGUUUAAACUACAAAUGGGUCAUCAUGUCAUACUAAUUAAAAUUGAUUAUUCCAAAGUAGUAUAGUAUAUCAUGAAAAUAACUCUAAGGUACCAAGUGUACAUAUGUUGUAACUUGUUAUUCUGUUGCAGAUUACUGUAGUAUACUUGAAUUCUUAACUAAUUAAAUUUUUGGUCUUAAUUGCAAUUGUUAAACAAGUCCAGAUGCAGACAUUUUGAAUUAUUUUCAUCAUCACAAUGAAUGUCGACUUACAGUAUUGGUCUAAGGUCUAAUAAAUGGGUUAAGGAUCGUGUGAUUUCAUUGCAAUAAUGUACAAAAAACCAUGCACAAAACAUUUGCAAUAACAGCUUAGAAAAGAAAGAUUGUGAAAGUGACUUAUUUCAUGGUUUUUACUAAAAUUUAAAUGUGAGCUUUAUUUAAGUGAUAAAUGGUUAAAUAGGAAUAGAAGUUUAACAAUUCAGAGAAAAAUGUUAUAAUUAUGAAUUAUGAAGUCUUCUUAUUGCAUUCCUCAAAAAUGAUGUUGUUAAAAAAUAAAUAUAUCUAUGUAUGAAAAAAUUAUUAAUGGUAAUGUAUAGGCCAGUUAUUAAAGAAAAAUUUGAUCAAAUGCUGCAGUUUAUCAAAUUCGAUUAUAUUAUACAAGUUGAAGUAGUUUGCAAAAUUGAUCUGAACUGUUGGGAUGAUGUAACAAUAUUCCGAUAAUAGCUAGCCAUUAGGAGAAAAUUGCCAUUCAAGAGUUGAAUUCGUGACAUUAAUUUUAACAGGCAAGAAUGAUCUGUUCUGCUCUUAAUUAAGAAAUUCGUUAUCAGCAGGCUUGUUUAUAGGCAUAUUAUUUAUUAUGUGCAAAUAUAAAGACAUUGCACUGAGAAUGUUUAAUAUUUUGAAAAUAUUCAAUUCUUCAAUUGCAUCACAACUGCUAAACAAGUUUGAUCUAGUGAGUCUGUGACACUAUUCAUUCAGUCACAACCAAAGUUCAUUCAUAACCCUUGCAGAGGUGUCGGUCAUAAUCACACGUUUAGGAUUACACAUGGUGGAUGCAUUACAUACAGUGCCUGAAACAAAUUCUGUAUAAUGCAAUGGGAUAAAAUCGUGAUGAUCAUGUUUGCUUCCAUUGCCAUCUUUAUAGCAAUAUAUAGAUAUUGUCAAAGGCAUGGGAGCCUGUUUGUAGCUAGCAUUUGGUAUUAAAAUAAUAGUAAAGAACAGGAACAAAUGUAACUAUAGUAUCAUAUUUACCAUCUAUAAACAAUUGAAAAUCAUUUAGUAUUGGCGUCAGUUGCCUGAAUGGCAACAUGAAGACGUGAUAUUUUUGUGCUCAUACUCAUGAAUCUUUUAUAUUGCUUUUUCGUUAACAUGUUGAACGCCACAUGAAAAAUCGACUAUUUUCAUUCAGGCCAUGAUGCUCACCGGUGAGCCUUUUACUGGUGAUAGCACGUCUUGUGAGUCUGCACUGGUAUGUACCAUCGUCCUGCCUAUAUCUUCCACCCAUCUAAGCAAUAAAAAAAAGCCUUAUCGUAGUGAAACGUUCGGCCAUGAGGCUCGCCCGGGAGUCACGCGAGGGUUCCAACGUAAACGCUUCCUACACACAAAUUGCAGCUAUCAAACAAAACGCGUAUGAAAGUGAGCCGCGUGGCCCUUUAACCAAACCGAACGCCUUGGUUUUCAAAUCCCAUAGAAAGUUGGUUCUUAUCAAGAUUAUUUAUUGCCUUUUAAAAUAUCUUAAAAACUAGCCUGUAAAAUUCGCUAAUUUUCACCAUCCGUGCAAAUUAUCGCAUUUUAUAUAUUUUAGAAUUCAAAUCUAGUUGUUAAAAAUUACUGAUUCCCUGAUUUUGGCUUGGCCUGAAUGGUAUAGUAAGUACGCUAGGCCCUUAAGUGGGCCGCAUGGCAUUCAAGGUGUUAAUGAAGAAAAAAAAGAGAAAAACAGUUACAUUUUAUUUUUAUCAUUAUAAAUGUAAACAAGCCUUAGGAUAUGUUAAAAGUUAAUGAAACCUAUGAAAUAUGUAUGUAAUUUGAAAAUUAUGAAAUGUAAAGAAACGCUGAUGUGAAUAGGGAAAUUCCCUUUUUUGGUGUUAAGGCUUAACAGUUAAGCAGAAAAAGAUCUAUAUUUAAUGUACUAAUCUAAAUCGAACAUAUUGUACCUUCAAUAGUAUAUUAUAUUUAUCUGCAAUGUAGGUUAAAACAUACUUUAUUUUGGGUGAUAAUUUUAUUACAUUACCAAAUAAAUAAUUAGAAUGUUAAAGAACGAUGUGUAUGUGUUGAAGAGUCGGAUUCCAAUUGUAUAUCCAUUAUUGUAACUAAAUAUAGUCGAAUGUUUGCUGUUA
Molecule: messenger RNA, 3727 nt
Organism: Bombyx mori (domestic silkworm)
Lineage: Eukaryota; Metazoa; Arthropoda; Insecta; Lepidoptera; Bombycidae
Gene: Ykt6
Product: synaptobrevin homolog YKT6
Exons: 2
Coding region: 266-862 (198 amino acids)
Biological process (GO): endoplasmic reticulum to Golgi vesicle-mediated transport
Cellular component (GO): Golgi apparatus
Molecular function (GO): SNAP receptor activity
Source: RefSeq, a predicted model, not a curated record